AUGACCACACUCAACAAUCAAGAUCUACCUGUCCCUUCUAACAACUCACAUCCAGAUGAAUACAAAAUUGCAGCCCUUGUCUUCUACAGCUGUAUCUUCGUAAUUGGAUUAUUUGUUAAUGUCACUGCGUUAUGGGUUUUCAGUUGCACCACCAAAAAAAGAACCACUGUAACCAUCUAUAUGAUGAAUGUGGCAUUACUGGACUUAAUAUUUAUAAUGAGUUUACCUUUUCGAAUGUUUUAUUAUGCAAAUGGUGAAUGGCCAUUUGGAGAGUACUUCUGCCACAUUCUUGGAGCUCUCACAGUGUUUUAUCCAAGUAUUGCUCUAUGGCUUCUUGCUUUUAUUAGUGCUGACAGAUACAUGGCCAUUGUACAGCCGAAGUAUGCCAAAGAACUUAAAAACACAUGCAAAGCCGUGCUAGCAUGUGUGGGAGUCUGGAUAAUGACCCUGACAACCACUGUCCCUCUGCUACUGCUCUAUGAAGACCCAGAUAAAGCCUCCACCCCUGCCACCUGCCUCAAAAUUUCUGACAUCAUCCACCUAAAAGCUGUUAACAUGCUGAACUUCACUCGACUGGUAUUUUUUUUCUUGAUCCCUUUAUUCAUCAUGAUUGGGUGCUACCUGAUCAUCAUUCAUAGUCUCCUUCAUGGUAGGACAUCUAAGCUGAAACCCAAGGUCAAGGAGAAGUCCAUAAGGAUCAUCAUCACGCUCCUGGUGCAGGUGCUCAUUUGCUUUCUGCCCUUCCACAUCUGCUUUGCUUUCCUGAUGCUGGAAGGGGACGAGAACAGUUACAGUCCCUGGGGUGCCUUUACCACCUUCCUCAUGAACCUCAGCACGUGUCUGGAUGUGAUCCUCUACUACAUUGUUUCAAAACAAUUUCAGGCUCGAGUCAUUAGCGUCAUGCUAUACCGCAAUUACCUUCGGAGUAUGCGCAGAAAAAGUUUCCGAUCCGGUAGUUUACGGUCAUUAAGCAACAUAAACAGUGAAAUGUUAUAA
This is a messenger RNA of Cynocephalus volans (Philippine flying lemur), 996 nucleotides long. It is a transcript of the gene GPR18, whose product is annotated as G protein-coupled receptor 18. Gene Ontology annotation, molecular function: G protein-coupled receptor activity. The record is from RefSeq and is a predicted model, not a curated record. Gene Ontology annotation, cellular component: plasma membrane. The coding region runs from base 1 to 996 and encodes 331 amino acids. Lineage: Eukaryota; Metazoa; Chordata; Mammalia; Dermoptera; Cynocephalidae. The transcript has a single exon. Gene Ontology annotation, biological process: phospholipase C-activating G protein-coupled receptor signaling pathway; positive regulation of Rho protein signal transduction.